AUGUCUGGAGAUGGACUUGCAUUGAAAAAAGUCCUGUUGUCCGGGGGCAGCGGCUUUGUGGGUGCCGCUAUCGCCAGAGCACUUGUCGAGAAACAUCCCCAAUGUUCCCUGACCAUCAUCGACUUGAACCCUCCUGGGUCUACUCAUGUUGUGCCGGAGGGUGUUUCCUUUUUCCGGGUUGAUGUCACCAACAAGGAAGAAGUUCGCCAGACAAUUCAACAGAUCAAGCCAGACAUUGUGAUUCACACAGCCGGGAUUGUCCCACGCGUCAGCGAGCGAUUCGCUAGAAGAUUAGAAGGUCUCACUCAAAAAGUCAAUGUCGAGGGAACCAGGAACAUGCUGGAGGUGGCGAAAAUGAGUGGAGUCAAGGGCUUCAUUUACACCAGCACUUGCUGCGUUGUGACCGACUAUCUCGACAUGCCGUUUCCGAACAUCGACGAAAAAUGGCCGGCGUCUCGUUCGUCACUGAUAUAUGGCGAAUCAAAGGCUGCUGCGGAGUCGCUGGUUAUCAAGGCUAACGACGCGAUGGCUACCUGCUCCCUCCGGCCUUCCGUGCUAUGCGGACCCGGCGACAGCUUGCUUGUUCCUUCGAUUCAUGCAUGCAUUGCCAAGCGCGAAACUCCUUUUGUCAUCGGGGAUGGGUUCAACCUAUGGGACGUCACCUAUGUCUCUAACGUUGCAGAUGCCCACGUCUUGGCUGCCGAGAACCUGAUGUCGUCAAGGACUGCCGCCGGCGAAGUCUUCUUCAUUCAGAACAACGAGCCAAUCACUUUUAGGGACUUUUGCCUCUCUGUAUGGGCUCACUUUGGCCAUAUCCCACCUUUUGAACUUCCAGUUCCCAGGGCAUUAGCCUACUUCGCGGGUUUGAUGUCUGAAUGUUUGACCUGGGUCAUGGGGACAACAGCUACUCUGAGCCGCGGCAGUGUUAAAGAUGCAUGUUCCGUUCGCUAUGCUAGUGGAGAAAAGGCAAAGAGAAUUUUGGGAUACGAAGCUCGUAUUGGACUGGAAGAUGGCAUUCGCUUGAGCUGUGAGGAUUAUGCCCGGCGUCUAGGCGUAAGCUUACCGGCUCAGAAGCAAUCCGAAAAGGAAGAAUAG
Molecule: messenger RNA, 1095 nt
Organism: Aspergillus affinis
Lineage: Eukaryota; Fungi; Ascomycota; Eurotiomycetes; Eurotiales; Aspergillaceae
Product: NAD(P)-binding protein
Exons: 3
Coding region: 1-1095 (364 amino acids)
Biological process (GO): steroid biosynthetic process
Molecular function (GO): 3-beta-hydroxy-Delta5-steroid dehydrogenase (NAD+) activity
Source: RefSeq, a predicted model, not a curated record